AUCAGAACAGGAGCUGCCAUUGUUGGAGGAACGGCGUAUCUUAAUUUUACCAUUACGACUACAUUUUAGCAGCGACCAGGAAAAGUGUGGUGGUCCUAUCUUCUCAGGAAGGAACAAUGGAUGGAAAGAAGAAAUCGUUGCUGAGUGUUGUGUGCGUUUUUGUUUUCUUCGUCCACAUAACCACUGCAGAUCUCAGCUAUUCUAUUCCGGAGGAGAUGCGACCCGGAUCCAUUGUUGGAAAUAUCGUUAAGGACCUCGGACUGGAAGUAGGGAAAUUGUUCUCUCGUAAAGCUCGUAUUGAUACUGAGGAAAGCUAUCAGCACUACUUCGAUAUUGAUGUAAAAACGGGAAAUUUUGUCAUCAGGGAAAGGAUUGACAGAGAGGAGCUGUGUGGAGAGAAGGCCUCGUGUAUGCUUAAAUUUGAGUUAGUCCUAGAGAGCCCUUUGGAGCUACACCGCAUUUCACUGCUCAUUCAGGAUAUAAACGACAAUUCACCCGUUUUUCCAAAGGAUACGAUUAAACUCGAAAUAAGGGAAUCAGCCUUGAAAGGAGCUCGAUAUCGUGUUAACGAAGCACAUGACGCUGAUAUCGGACAGAAUACUGUUAAACAAUACAGUUUACAAACGAAUGAACAUUUUGUUUUGUCUGUUCGAGAUGAGGCUGAUGGAUCUAAGAACGUUGAGUUGGUGUUAAACAAUGAGCUCGACCGUGAAAAAGAACACGAUUUAAAUUUCGUGCUGACUGCGGUUGAUGGUGGUAAUCCACAACGAUCAGGAACUGUCAAUAUACAUGUGACUGUGCUGGAUGCUAAUGAUAACGCCCCAGUGUUUGACCAAGCCCUUUACAGAGCCAGUCUGCCUGAAAACUCUGCCAUUGAUACUGUAGUCGUCACAGUAAGUGCCACUGAUGCAGACGAUGGAGUCAAUGGGGAGGUGAUAUAUGAAUUUAGCCGGAUUUCAGACAGGGCUAAAAAAGUAUUUUCUCUGAACAGUAGAACUGGAGAGAUAAAAGUCAUAGGACCACUUGAUUUUGAGAGUAAUUCUAAAUAUGAAAUGCGCAUAGACGCCAAAGAUGGUUACGGACUUUCAUCUGAUUCCAAAGUAAUGAUUGAUAUCACGGAUGUAAAUGACAACGCUCCAGUAAUAUAUUUGAAAUCACUGACUAAUCCAAUACCUGAGAAUGUGUCACCUGGUACAGAGGUGGGCAUCAUUAACGUGCAGGAUCGAGACUCUGAGAGUAACGGACAGGUCCGCUGCUCCAUUCAGCAAAACGUCCCUUUUAAGUUGGUUCCUUCUAUUAAAAACUAUUAUUCUCUGGUGACCACAGGACAACUGGACCGUGAACUAGUGUCUGAUUACAACAUUACAAUCAGUGCCACUGACGAGGGCUCUCCACCUCUGUCCUCCUCUAAAACUGUUCAGUUAUCUGUAGCAGACAUCAACGACAAUCCACCUGUGUUUGAGGAACAGUCCUACAGCGCAUAUGUGACUGAAAAUAACAAACCUGGCUCCACUUUAUGUUCCGUUACUGCUCGAGACCCCGACUGGAGACAAAACGGUACAGUGAUUUAUUCUCUGUUAUCCGGUGAGGCGAACGGUGCCCCGGUGUCCUCCUAUCUAUCUGUUAACGGAGACACGGGGGUGAUCCACGCUGUGAGGUCGUUUGAUUAUGAACAGUUCAGGAGUUUUAAAGUCCACGUGAUGGCCAGAGACAACGGUUCUCCUCCGCUCAGCAGCAACGUGACCGUCAGUGUCUUCAUAUCGGAUGUGAAUGACAACUCUCCUCAGAUACUGUACCCCGCCCCGGAGGGCAACUCGUUCAUGACCGAGCUGGUCCCCAAAGCUGCACACGGAGGCUCUCUGGUGUCCAAAGUGAUAGCGGUGGACGCGGACUCCGGACAGAACGCCUGGCUGUCCUAUCAUAUAGUGAAAUCCACUGAUCCGGGACUUUUCACUAUUGGUCUCCACAGCGGAGAGAUCAGGACACAGCGGGACAUUUCUGAAUCUGACAGCAUGAAGCAGAACCUUAUUGUGGCAGUGAAAGAUAACGGACAGCCCUCUCUCUCUGCCACGUGUUCCAUGUAUUUACUUAUUUCUGAUAACUUGGCUGAGGUGCCAGAACUGAAGGAUAUUUCUUAUGAUGAGAAGAAUUCCAAACUGACCUCUUAUCUGAUCAUCGCGCUGGUGUCUGUGUCCACCUUUUUUCUGACCUUCAUUAUCAUCAUCCUGGGUGUGAGGUUUUGUCGCAGGAGAAAGCCCAGACUGUUGUUUGAUGGAGCAGUGGCCAUCCCCAGCGCUUAUCUCCCUCCUAAUUACGCAGAUGUUGACGGCACAGGAACUUUACGCAGCGCUUACAACUAUGACGCAUACCUGACAACAGGUUCUAGAACCAGUGACUUUAAGUUUGUGACGUCUUACAAUGACAACACACUUCCUGCUGACCAGACUCUGAAGAAAAGUCCAUCAGACUUUGCUGAUCCUUUUGAAGACAUGGAUUCUUCUGUAGAGGUAGGAUCAAUUCAAAGAACUCCUCUCAUCGAAAUUAUUUAA
Larimichthys crocea (large yellow croaker) is the source of this 2549-nucleotide messenger RNA. Its product is annotated as protocadherin beta-15-like. The coding region runs from base 117 to 2549 and encodes 810 amino acids. Gene Ontology annotation, cellular component: plasma membrane. The transcript has a single exon. Gene Ontology annotation, biological process: homophilic cell-cell adhesion. The record is from RefSeq and is a predicted model, not a curated record. Gene Ontology annotation, molecular function: calcium ion binding. Lineage: Eukaryota; Metazoa; Chordata; Actinopteri; Sciaenidae.